AUGCAACAUGAAACAUUAGAGAGCGGUUCACCGCCCAUCAGCUACUUGAAGGAUUUGAAAAAUGGGAAUGAAGUUUUGAUAGUUGAAGGUGAUAUUGUCCAUCUGUACAGAACCAAAGAUUCAAGCUUUGAUACAAGCAGAGUUACGGAACUCAAAAACUCUGCACUCCACCUCUCUUUUAGGCUGGUGAAUCCAAAAUCGGACUUCUUUUUGGUUCUCGCGUUUGACCUCUCAAUUACAGUGUUUGACAUCCCAGGGUUCAAGAAAGUUGCAAAAAAACGACUUAAAAUCAACGAACAGGAUGUCGAUCCAAGGAAGACUCUCAGAUUUCUCGACAGUGACAGUGAGCAACUUUACUUCAGCUUAAGUGAGAAGCAAUUGGUUUCCAUCAAUAAGUCUGAUCUUCUGUCGGAAAGCCCAUUUGCUAAAUUUAUUUCAGUCCAUGAUACGCCUUAUAGAAUUGAAAAUGCCUUUUGUUUAAACCCAAAUAAAGGAUUCUUUUGUUUGGCAAAGAGAGACCUAAUACAAAACGUCCUCGCAUUUGAGGUGAUCCAUGCAAACACUUUUAGACAUAGAAACAACCAUUCGCGCUAUGAUAGAUUACUUCAAGAAUACACUGCCGCGAUGGAUUGUGGUUCUUCAGGUGAACUUGGUACAUUAGUCGAGAUGAUAACUUUGGAAGUGCCAAAAACGGUGGUGUUUUUGUUCUCCCGUGGUGUAAUAAUUUUUAAUAACAAAGUAUGUGUUUUCGAGAACAAAUACGAUGAAAACACCAGAGAAUCCUUAUGUCUCGAUGGUUUAAUCCCUGGAGCAAGCCUAUAUCAAGGAGAAGAGGGUUUGAGGUUGAGUAUCUUAAGCACAAAAGGCGAGACCAUCAGUACCACCAUAGACUUGCGUAAACCUAAAAGUCUUCAAUGGAAUAGUGUGACAUUGAAUAGUUUCCUCAAAAAACCACUUGACAGCAUGUUGUGCUAUAAAUGCCUGGGUCACGGUCAAAUCUUACUAAUUUCUAAGAGAGAAGGGAUGGUAUUUGCAGACUACCAAAAAGAGCGAAUACUCUAUAUUUCACGCUACAAGCGGCCAACGUAUCUUGAUGCUUUACCACUGGACUUUGGCUUUGCUCAGGUCACGACUGUUGUGGCAUGUGGUGGAUACAACUCUACGCUCGGGUUCGUUAGCUUUUUUCAAAAGUCGGUCUCUGCAAACACAUUCAAAGUUAUUGAAUUCAAACAUUUUGGUACUACUAGAGCAAUAAGGGACUUUUGGUUUACCACCAAAGGAAUAGUUUCAGCUAGCAGCAUCCGGGGUAGUGAUAAGUUCUUAUUGCAUGUUUCCUUUCAUAAUAAAACCUUAACAAGACCGUCUACAAGAUGCGCGCUACAGUUGAAAAAUGUGGGCGACGAGUACAUUAUACUCGACAAUGAGCUUGAUCUUUAUCUGGUUAAAGGAAAGACCACAUUCAAGCUAGCUUCAAUGGCCAAAUUUUCGUCUUGGAAUGUGUGUUAUAUGUCAGCAUUUCAAGGCAGUGGAAGCUCCUCAAGCUUAUUCAUUGCUAUAUCCGACGGCAAGGACGUGUAUAUGCUGGAAAAUGGUGUUAUCGUUGCAGAAUAUAGUUUCGAGGAUGCAAACAUCAAUGACAUAUGUUUAAAGGACUGUUCCUCGUCUAAGGGAACUGUUUUAAUUGUGACAAAUCGUGCAGGCUGCGUCACAAUCCUGAACUUUUCUUUCGAAACACAUUCAUUGAGCAUUUCCCUUCAAGUUUGCUUGGGAGAGAACAGAGCUUUCAGGCUUUGUGAUAUCAAAAUGGUUGAAUCUGGCACUACGGAACAUCAGGACUCGGCGUUUUUCGUCUACAGUUCAUCCAAGGUUUUUGUUUUCAAUUUAUCUCGCAGAUGCUUUUACAAAUGGAUUCCAAAAUUUGACAUCAAGCUCAUUAAAUACCAAGGCAACAGUAAGUAUGUUGUGCUUACUAUGGAUGACAGUUUUGUGACUUUAACUUACAGCGGCGCUCUUUCUGCAGAAUGGACAACAGAGGAGUUGGUUUCGAAAGAUUGGGUAUAUACAAAAAUGGUUCAGCUAAGAAAUCCUCGGUAUAUUUUGUUAGCAAGUCAAACUACAAACUUCAAAUCCAAAGUUAGCAUUUUUGACACAGAGUCUCUCAACACGAUCGAUGAGUACAUCUUGCCCGAUCAAGGCGUUAUUAAAGGUGUUAUUACGCUAGAGAAACCCUACGCUCAAGAAAUAUUGAUCUCGUUCGCAGGCUGCUCUCCAGAAUCAGACUGCUUGCUGGUCUUGUCGGCCUUGAGAAACAAGCUCUUCAAGAGCGGUACCUAUAAAACUAGAGGGGCUUCUGCGGCUCUGACUCAAAGGGGUGAGACGAUUGCAUGUUUGGGAACAACUGUUCUUUUGUUCAAACUUCAAAGGUGCCUAAAAAAACGCGUGUGGGACUUUAAACUUCUAAUGAGGCCAUUUGAAGGAAGCGGUCCCUGGUCGGUAGAUUGCGCGUUUGUUAGCGAGGAAAUUCUGUGCGUAUUAGAUAGAGCGAAAGGCAUAUGUUUCUUUGACUUAGCGACAAAAACGCCAAGUUUAAAAUGUUCGAUACAAAGCCUCGCGCCUGAUUUUGCCAAUGACAGGGGGCAUUUUGAUUUAUUGUUCUCAACUUUGAUAGAAGAUACAAAACAAUCAGAAUUUUACAAAAUUAAUGGCCCGCGGACCGCUAAAAUCAGACCUCUUCUGGAUCCCAUCGAAAAAACGGCUAGGCAGUUAUCGAUUGUCGUGGCUUGUGGUUCGCAGCUACUAGUAUAUCCCUGCCAUCCGCGCUACUUCAAAAAUUCCCAAAAUCAUUCAAAAUGUAAACUACCUUGCGCUAGCGGCCGCAUUCCUUUCGAGGAUGUAGUGAUGUCAACGAGACGGACAGAUGCAAAUCAAUUUCUAGUGUGCACUACUGGGAGGCUCUUAAUCACCUCACUGAAUACCUAA
This is a messenger RNA of Lachancea thermotolerans CBS 6340, 2979 nucleotides long. Its product is annotated as KLTH0H07018p. Bases 1 to 2979 code for a protein of 992 amino acids. The record is from RefSeq and is a predicted model, not a curated record. The transcript has a single exon. NCBI's taxonomy places the organism in Eukaryota, Fungi, Ascomycota, Saccharomycetes, Saccharomycetales, Saccharomycetaceae.